Messenger RNA from Aspergillus alliaceus, 1524 nucleotides. RefSeq names its product 15-O-acetyltransferase Tri3. The transcript is spliced from 5 exons. Gene Ontology annotation, molecular function: acetyltransferase activity. Bases 1 to 1524 code for a protein of 507 amino acids. NCBI's taxonomy places the organism in Eukaryota, Fungi, Ascomycota, Eurotiomycetes, Eurotiales, Aspergillaceae. The record is from RefSeq and is a predicted model, not a curated record. Gene Ontology annotation, biological process: mycotoxin biosynthetic process.
AUGCUGGUCCCACUCAACCCAGCCGAGCACAGAUGGAGGCAAUCCAAGAUCGAUCCCCGUAUCACAGAGCGUCGAGCGGUAGGCGUUGAAUCGUUUCUAGGACGCAAAAAUGCAAAUUACAUGGGACAGAAUGACCUUCGGAUCCGCGUUGAGCUCUCCGUGUCGAACACGACGCCAUCUCUCGCUACUCUGAAGGAGAAACUGGAAGCCACUAUGAUGGAAAUGCGGUUCCUGCAUCCAGAGAGCGCGUGUACCCUUGCCUGGGACAAGGUCAUCGUUCCUCCUCUGUUACAAUACAGGUCUCCUGAGAGCCAGGAGGCGGCGAAGAAGUGGGCACAAGGUAUUGUCCACGUUCAGGCGACCACAGACAAUGCUCUGGACUUGUGGGAGGAUAUCGAGAAUCGCAGACGCUCCAACCCGCAGCCGGAGAAUCCUAUUACGGUGCAUAUCCUUGCCAACGUGGCCGAUGUAGACUCGCCUCUGCCGGUAGACACCAUUGUCGAUAUGCUGUUCAGGAUGAACCAUGUUUACUGGGACGGUGUAAGCGCCCGUGCGUUCGUCGGUGAUGUGCUCAGGACAUUCAGCAAGACCCUGGCUGCCGACUAUGAAGUUCCGGGGUAUGAAUGGGGCAAGGAGACUGCAAACUUGAACAUCCCGAUCCUUGACGCGUUGAAACCAGGUGUCGAAUGCUCCGGAGACGCUUUCACAGCCGACCGCAGUGAGCUUCUCAAGGCAUUUGGCGAAGGUCAUGCAGAUCUAGGAACAAGACCUCACACAGGCCCCUAUAAACCCCGCGUUGUAACACAUGUUUUCGCACCCAAGGAAUGCAGCGCUAUGAUCAAAGCUAUCAAAUCCCGUCUCGGUCCCAAAUACACUAUCACCCAUCUUGGCCAAGCUGCCGUGACGCAAGCCAUGCUAGAAAUCAAUCCCCCCUCGCCCGAUCUCCCUGAAAGUGCCGCCUUCGUCACGCCUAACUCGAUCAAUGGCCGUCGUUGGAUGGACAACGCCUAUGCUCCGACCUACUACGCCGCAUGUCUGGCGAACGGAGUCGUGAAAUUCAACAACGUCAAGUCGCUCAUCAUAGACCCAAGCGACAAACCGGCUAUGAUUCAGGCAUUGACCAAGGGCGCGGAAGAUGCCAAGAAGUCGAUCGAUUUCUGGUUGAGCAAGCCCCAUCAUUUACCCGUUGGUAUCAACGUGCACAAUCUCUCCGCUGAAUUCGUGGCUACGAACCCGGCGGAAGAAAAGGAAGUUGCUGUACCCGUCUUCCUAAGCGACGGAUUAAACGACCGGUUCCUCCCGAACGAGAUUGUCCGUAGUGAUACCAACAAGCCAUUGAUGACGGUUAAUGGGGUCUUGUUUGCACUGAACGAAUAUGACCCGUUCUACACCACACGCCUAGAAAGCUGGCAAGGUGCCUCGACGCUCUCUGUGUGCUAUAAUGGGGGAAAUUACUCCAAGGAGGAAGCGGAGGCUUUCUUGCACUGUGUCGUGAAGUAUAUGUUGGCCUUUGUGGGGGCGUAG